Molecule: messenger RNA, 1929 nt
Organism: Arvicanthis niloticus (Nile rat)
Lineage: Eukaryota; Metazoa; Chordata; Mammalia; Rodentia; Muridae
Gene: H1-4
Product: H1.4 linker histone, cluster member
Biological process (GO): nucleosome assembly
Cellular component (GO): nucleosome
Molecular function (GO): DNA binding; structural constituent of chromatin
Source: RefSeq, a predicted model, not a curated record
UCCCGGCCAGUGCCUCUGCUUCCGGCUCGAGUUCUCUCUCCUUACACACGCUUCGCCAUGUCCGAGACCGCGCCUGCUGCGCCCGCCGCACCGGCCCCUGCCGAGAAGACACCCGUGAAGAAGAAGGCCCGUAAGGCCGCAGGUGGCGCGAAGCGCAAAGCCUCCGGGCCCCCGGUGUCCGAGCUGAUCACCAAGGCUGUGGGCGCCUCCAAGGAGCGCAACGGAGUGUCCCUGGCAGCGCUCAAGAAGGCGCUGGCGGCAGCGGGGUACGACGUGGAGAAGAACAACAGUCGCAUCAAGCUCGGUCUGAAGAGCCUGGUGAGCAAGGGUACCUUGGUGCAAACCAAGGGCACCGGCGCCUCCGGCUCCUUCAAACUCAACAAGAAGGCGGCUUCCGGUGAGGCUAAGCCCAAAGCAAAGCGGGCAGGCGCGGCCAAGGCGAAGAAGCCUGCGGGCGCAGCCAAGAAGCCCAAGAAGGCUGCGGGAGCAGCCACCCCCAAGAAGAGCACCAAGAAGACUCCAAAGAAAGCAAAGAAGCCAGCUGCAGCUGCAGGAGCCAAAAAAGCUAAGAGCCCGAAGAAGGCAAAAGCAACUAAGGCUAAGAAGGCGCCCAAGAGCCCUGCCAAGGCGAAAACGGUAAAGCCCAAAGCGGCCAAGCCAAAAACCUCCAAACCUAAGGCAGCUAAGCCAAAGAAAACCGCAGCCAAGAAAAAGUAAAUUUUCUUUGGCCAACUGCUUAGCCCAACAACCCAAAGGCUCUUUUCAGAGCCACCCACGAGUCUCAGUAAAAGAGCUGUUGCACAUUUAGGGGGCGUGGUUAGGGUGGGAACGCUACCUAGUGGGCUGAGCUUCCCAGAGAAGAGGCUGGGGAUGUGGGUGUGUGCAGUGGUAUUAACUCCAACUAAGCUAAGGGUAUGUGUAGUUACUCUUUCCCGUCUCGUGUGUGCGUGCGGGGGAAGGGGCGCCCGGGGGAGGGCUGGUUAUAGUAGCCCACAAAUGACCCUUAGAGACAAUAGGAGUAAAUAGUUUAUCCUUGGCUGCCACGUCGAUGUGCAGCUAACUUACGGAAGCAAUUUAGUGGUAGAAUCGUAAGCACUAAGUGGUUAAGUACAGAAGGAGUUGAAUCAGUGUCCUGACAACCCCCGCCCGAAUCUCACCGCAGUUCCGACUGCAAUCAAGCAUACAGACCCGGCCGGAGUCUUUUUUUUUUUUUUUCUUCAGUAUUUUCCCAUGUUUUAUAGCGAUCGUACUAAUAGGUUAGCUAUAGCAGAUUUGUGCAGUUUAAUUCAUACUUCCCGAUUGGUGAAAGCGAAGUGACAAGACAGCCAAUGAGACAGUAGACCUUCAAGUGUCGUUUACGUUCCUGUUCGUGACGAAACACUAAAACUAAUCCAAUCCUGAAGGAAAUCUUAUUAGCCUCAUUUGAAUACUGCGUAACGUAAAUGAAUGUGGUGUAACUGGGUAGUUAUUUUACCAAAUGUUUGUUUAGUGUACCUGUGGGAGGGAGUUAAAUCUUGCGCAAUGCCGGAGCUGGCGAAGUCCGAGCGUGCCCCAUAUAAGGUCUGUCACCAACAAACAGAACAGCAAGAGCGCGAACACAGCUGAAAGGAGAGCUUCUCAUUGUAAGUGUACAAGGUGCUGAAGCACCCCGACUUGAGCAUCUCGUCCAAAGCCAUGGGCAUCAACUACAUUUUAAAGCGCAUUGCCUGCGUCGUGCCGCAUUACAAAAAGCGCAUGACCAUCAUAUCUCAGUUGAUCCAGACGACCAUUCUCCUGCAUUGCCCAGGAAGCUGGCCAAGCACCAAGCCUGUCACGAAGUAAAGAAGCCAAGUAGGCAUUUUCACCAGUGAUUUCAAAGACUUUUAAGAGCUAGACAUUCUUUCAACAAAUGAAUUGUAGUUGUUUCAAGUAACCUUAAACUUAAAGCUA